Messenger RNA from Magnusiomyces paraingens, 891 nucleotides. RefSeq lists its product as uncharacterized. Lineage: Eukaryota; Fungi; Ascomycota; Dipodascomycetes; Dipodascales; Dipodascaceae. Gene Ontology annotation, molecular function: S-formylglutathione hydrolase activity. Gene Ontology annotation, cellular component: cytosol. Gene Ontology annotation, biological process: formaldehyde catabolic process. The coding region runs from base 1 to 891 and encodes 296 amino acids. The record is from RefSeq and is a predicted model, not a curated record. The transcript has a single exon.
AUGUCUUCUUCUGCCUUCACUAUCAAUGCCGUUGUUACCACUUUUGGUGGAAAGCUUUACAAGCUUACUCACACUUCUCCAACUCUAAAGGCCUCAAUUGAUGCCAACGUGUUUGUUCCUCCUCAAGCUGCCAACGAAAAGGUUCCUGUUCUUAUUUAUCUCUCCGGCCUGACAUGUACCCCCCAGAAUGCCUCCGAAAAGGGCUUUUUGCACGCGUGGGCCGCCCACUACGGUCUGGCCAUUAUCUUCCCAGACACAUCGCCACGCGGCCUCGAACUUCCCGGCGAGCACGACUCAUGGGACUUUGGUAGCGCUGCUGGGUUUUACGUCAACGCAACACAGGAGCCUUGGGCUGGUCACUACAAGAUGUACGAUUACAUUACUGAGGAGCUACCGGAGCUGGUGUUUACUGACCCCGAGUUUGGCAGCAAGCUUGACGGGUCCCGGGUGUCACUCUCCGGUCACUCAAUGGGUGGUCAUGGUGCGCUUACUCUUUUCCUCAAGAACCCUGGCAAAUACAAGUCUGUUUCUGCGUUUGCUCCCAUUUCCAACCCCAUCAAUGCUCCAUGGGGUGUUAAGGCCUUUACUGGAUACUUUGGAGAGGAUAACAAGGACCUGUGGAAACAACACGAUGCCACUGAGCUCAUUGGAAAUUAUUCUGGGCCCACUCCAGAUAUUUUGAUUGAUGUGGGAAAGGGUGACGGGUUUUACCAGCAAAAACAGCUGCUUCCUGAAAAUCUUGUUGAAGCGUCCAAGGGCACUUCUUAUGAGGGUAAAGUUAACCUUAGACUUCACGACGGGUAUGACCACUCGUACUACUUUGUUUCGUCUUUUGCUAAGGAUCACAUUGAACAUGCUGUCAAGUAUCUCAGUGGCAAGUCAGUAUUGUAG